Rhopalosiphum maidis (corn leaf aphid) is the source of this 895-nucleotide messenger RNA. It is a transcript of the gene e(r), whose product is annotated as enhancer of rudimentary homolog. The record is from RefSeq and is a predicted model, not a curated record. Lineage: Eukaryota; Metazoa; Arthropoda; Insecta; Hemiptera; Aphididae. The coding region runs from base 285 to 596 and encodes 103 amino acids. The transcript has 4 exons.
CAAAUAUUGAUCUUAUAUCAAAAAUAUCCCAAUACUGAAAACACACGAUUACGAAUCCAAAUUCGUCCCUGUUGCAUUAGGUAUUUCAAUUUUUAAUCUUUCUAUCAUAGUUCAUAUACCAUAGUGUUUUAGUGAAUUAUUGUAAUCCACAAGACAAUUAAAGUUAUUACUUUAUUAGUUAUAAUUAUCAAGUGACUAAUUACGCUGACUUGUCUAUUUGUGUAUCUUAUUGUGGCCGUUAGUGUUAUUGAGUAUACCUUUUAACUUAAUCUGAAAAAUACAAAAUGUCGCACACCAUACUGUUAAUCCAACCUGGUAGCAAACCAGAAACAAGAACAUAUUCCGAUUAUGAAUCUGUUAAUGAUUGCAUGGAAGGUGUUUGUAAGAUCUAUGAAGAACAUCUGAAGAAAUUAAAUCCAAAGUCUGUGUCUAUUACAUAUGACAUAACUCAGCUGUUUGAAUUUGUUGACCAUUUAGCAGAUCUUUCAUGUCUAGUGUAUCAAAAAAGUACCAUGACAUAUGCCCCAUAUAACAAAGACUGGAUAAAAGAAAAGAUAUAUGUCCUUCUCAGAUGUCAAGCCAAUCAACGUCAAUAAACAGUAUGAAUUAAAUGGAAUGUUUUAUUAAAAUAUGAGGCUGUUUUUUCCUUGUUGACCAUUUAGAAGUAUAAUUGUAUAAAUACACCAACUAUAAUGUAAUAAUGUGGGUUGACCAUAAACAGUAUACAAGUUAUUCAUAGUAAUUUGACAAAUAUUCAUGAUCCUCAGAACUUCCUUUACUUAAUAAAAAUAAUAUUUAAAUAUGUAAUUUAAUUUUUAUUAUUUGUGACUAUUUGUGUUUACUAACUUUGUUUAAUGUUUUACUUCAAUCUCAUUAUAUUGACAGUUUUGGAAUA